Anopheles darlingi is the source of this 1711-nucleotide messenger RNA. Its product is annotated as lysosomal acid glucosylceramidase. Gene Ontology annotation, biological process: glucosylceramide catabolic process. The record is from RefSeq and is a predicted model, not a curated record. Gene Ontology annotation, molecular function: glucosylceramidase activity. Bases 72 to 1661 code for a protein of 529 amino acids. The transcript is spliced from 3 exons. Lineage: Eukaryota; Metazoa; Arthropoda; Insecta; Diptera; Culicidae.
UCGGUCAUCCGAAGACGUCCUGGUCAGUCAGUCAGUCGGUUAUCGGUUAAGCGUCCGACAGAGGCGACACAAUGUCUGGCUGUGUGAAGCAACUGGCCAUCUUCUGCGUGGCGGUUGGCGUACUGCAGGCGAUCGCAGGAGUGACAGCAACGGGAUUACCUUGUGCAUUGCGCCGUUACCCCAGUGGAUCGGUAUGCGUGUGCAACGUGACGUACUGUGAUACGCUCGAGUUUGUGGAACCGACGGCCAGCGGAAGCUUCGUGUUGGUAUCGAGCAGUAGCGCCGGAUUACGCUUUGCGACCACCGAAGGGAAUUUCUCAGCCAGCAGCGUACGGCGACGACCGACCGAUGACGAGUUGACGGUGAUAACGAUCGAUUCGCAAAGCCAAUUCCAAACGGUGCAAGGUUUCGGUGGUGCGUUUACCGGUGCCGUGUCAUACAAUCUGGCUAAACUGCGUGCCCCGCUGCGUGAAAGCCUCUACAAAGCGUACUACUCGCGGACGGUUGGCAUUGGGUAUAGCUUUAUGCGUGUACCGAUCGGUGGUUGUGACUUUGAUCUUGCACCCUGGGCGUACAACGAGCAACCGAUCAACGAUGGGGCACUGUCCAACUUUACUACGCUGGAUGACCGGGAUAUGGUGAAAGUGUCACAGAUCCAGGAGCUAAUCCGUAUCACCGGGAAUCCCGAUAUCCGCCUCAUCGGUGCGGCCUGGAGUCCGCCACGUUGGAUGAAAACGAAUAACGACUGGACCGGGGCUAGCCGGUUGAAACAGGAAUACUAUCAGGCCUGGGCUGACUAUCACGUGCGCUACCUGGAGCUAAUGAAGGCGGCCGGUCUCGGCUUUUGGGCCAUCUCGACGGGUAACGAACCGCUGAACGGUGUGAUCGGUUUUCUCUUCAUUCACUUUAUGAGUCUAGGCUGGACGGCUCAGGAACAGGGUCGCUGGGUUGGCCAGUUUCUUGGUCCCGCGCUGAAACGUUCGUCCGUUGCCGAGGUAAAGCUGUUCGGUUGCGAUGAUCAGCGGUACACGUUUCCCUGGUGGUUCGCUCUGAUGGACCAGGGACAUCCCAACGCGACAAGUUAUCUGGAUGGACUAGCGGUUCACUGGUACUGGGAUGGUGUGGCACCGGCCGCUCUGCUCGAUCAGACCGCCCGAAACUAUCCGGGCAAGUGGAUAUUCAAUACCGAAGCUUCGCUCGGCGAUAAACCGCUGCAACAGCACCGCCCGAUACUCGGUUCCUGGGAUCGUGCCGAAUCGUACAUACUCUACAUCCUGCAGGAUCUGCAGCACAGCGUGAACGGUUGGAUCGACUGGAAUCUGGUGCUGGACGAACGGGGUGGACCGAACUAUGCGAAGAACUAUGUGGAGAGUGCGGUGAUCGCGAACAUUACCUCGAAGGAGGAAGCUUACAAGCAACCGAUAUACUACGGUCUCGGGCACUUUUCACGCUUCAUACAACCCGGCUCUAUCCGGUUGGCAGCCCAAAGUACGAACGGCAAUGUACAGGUCGUGGCGUUUGAGCGGCCAGACAAACGCACGACCGUUGUCCUUUACAACAAAGCAAACACUCCCCAGACGGUGCAGGUGGAAGACAAACGCCGUGGUGCCAUACGACUUCGCGUUCCUGCAAAAUCAAUACACUCGUUACUGUACAUCUAGUCUGUAGAAACACAGCCCUCUGGCUGGACCAUUCAAUUGUGUUGGAAGAA